UUUAUAAAUAUCACCUUACUAUAAUUUUAUUAUAUGCUUUUUAUCACCCCUUAUAUAAGACCAUUUCGGCUUAUCAAUAGAUACGGUCAUACACUUCUCAGUUCUCACCCAACCUAAAAAAAAAAACUUUAUUUUUUACUCUGAAGUCUUGACUGAAACCUAAAACAAUGCCAGAAAGAUACUUCUCUGGGAAAUACAAGCUCACCAAGCUUCUAAGCAACGGUGCCUACGCUAAGGUCUACCAAGCCCGGGACACUCGUACCGGGGAGACCGUGGCGAUUAAGUCGUUCGAAUCGGCUGACAACCUUGACGUGGUCGAGAUACAGGCUAUGAGCCGGCUAAAUCAUCAACAUGUCACCAAACUUGUCGAAGUCAUAGCUGCAGCUGGAAGCGGCCAAGUCUUUGUCAUAACAGAAUUUGCGAAAUGCGGCGACUUGUUUGAGAUGAUCGCAAAGCGAGGUCCUCUUGCGGAGGAUCUCUCACGUCAUUACUUCCAGCAGUUGAUCUCCGCUGUCAAGCACUGCCACUCCCGAGGGGUUUACCACCGCGAUAUCAAACCCGAAAACCUCCUCCUAGACGACAAGUGGAGCCUCAAGCUAUCAGAUUUCGGCCUCUCAGCGAUCAUCGAUGACCCGACCCAACCCGGACCGAUGCUGACAGAACCAUGUGGGACCGUCGAGUAUGCGGCACCGGAGGUGAUCAUGGCUGGGAGAGGUGGAGGGUACGAUGGGGCGAAGGCGGAUGUGUGGUCAUGUGGUGUUGUUUUGUAUGUAUUGAGUGCAGGGUUUUUACCCUUUGAUGGAGAAGGUGAUCUAGAGGAGAUGGUGGAGAAGAUGAAGAGAGGGGAGUUCAGAUUGCUUAAGAAAAUGUCCACUGGUUUAAAGUGGUUGUUGUUAAGGUUAUUGGAUCCGAACCCAGAAACCCGGAUUAGUAUUGAUGAAAUUAUACAAGACAAAUGGUUUCGACAGGGGUAUGAAGAACUAAGUGAGGAAGAAUGAUCAGAUAAUAACUGGAGUAAAUGUGUAUAAAUUUUCUUUUGUUUUGGGGGAUUUAUUGCUGAAAGGUUGUAAAUUUUGGGGAUUUAAAGGUUUUUUUUUUUAUAUAAUUUAGGAUUUUGGGUUGCUCCUCCGUUUUAAGAGGAUGAGAUAAUUAAUUAAAGCAAAUGUAUCUAAUUUUGUGUUUAUAAAUAAUUAACAGUUAAGAUACACUUCUUAAGUUCUGAUUUCUUAAA
Messenger RNA from Chenopodium quinoa (quinoa), 1231 nucleotides. Its product is annotated as CBL-interacting serine/threonine-protein kinase 11-like. The transcript has a single exon. The record is from RefSeq and is a predicted model, not a curated record. Lineage: Eukaryota; Viridiplantae; Streptophyta; Magnoliopsida; Caryophyllales; Amaranthaceae. Gene Ontology annotation, biological process: protein phosphorylation. The coding region runs from base 168 to 998 and encodes 276 amino acids. Gene Ontology annotation, molecular function: ATP binding; protein kinase activity.